Molecule: messenger RNA, 1715 nt
Organism: Glycine soja
Lineage: Eukaryota; Viridiplantae; Streptophyta; Magnoliopsida; Fabales; Fabaceae
Exons: 3
Coding region: 306-1289 (327 amino acids)
Source: RefSeq, a predicted model, not a curated record
CUCUCGUGGAUCAACUAAGCCGAAUAACCUUCAGCAUGUGCUGAGAAGAAUGACUGAAGGAUCCUGAACAUUGAUGAUUCCACACUCACGCACUUUUAAUAUCAUUAGAAAUUGACCUUAAAACAACAUUACUUAUAUGAAUAGAUCUUGUUUCUCCCCGGUCGGUGACGCUAUAAUCCAAAUUACGGUGUCGUUUUCGGUUCGUUUAAGCAUCACCUAUCCCAAUUUUAUUCAUAAUCAUAUUAACAACAACACUACUACCACUUCCCAGUAUCUUAAUCUAGUCCACAACCACCCUCAGCAUAAUGGGCAACUGUUUGGGGAAGUCGGAGAAGAAAUUAACGGCGGAGAUUGUUCCACGCGACGGGGCCAAAGUGUAUCCCACCGUCCGUUUACACGGCUCGCCCAAGAGCAUUCUCGCCGCUUAUAUCCGUUUCGCGCUUCUCCACAAGUCCGUUUCGUUGGACUUGGUCGAAACGGAAACGGAGCGCGUGGGAGAUGGUGGUGGUGGUGCGGUUACGCUCCAGGUGGGGUCGGAGGUUGUUUCCGGCUCACGCGAGACGCUGCUGCGGUUCAUCGACGCGCGCUUCCCUGGGCCCUCGCUUGGGAGCGGGAGGGAGGACGAAACGACGCCGUUGCUGGCGAGCUUGACGCGGGCGCACCACACGAGCAUGCUGUGGCACGUGGAGAGGAUGGUUAAGUGGGCGGAGGAUCUCACGACACGUGGCGGAAAGAAGAUCGUCGAUCCUUCCGUGGGGACUCCCAGGAUGGAGAUUAGAAAAUUCGCCAAGAGCUACUCUGAGCUGCUUGAGCUCAUGAUGGAACACGCUCAGAUGGAAGAAACCAUCCUCUUCCCUCUUUUUGAUAAGGCCGAUCGAGGGCUUGCUAAAGCUGCAAAAGAGGAACAUGCUAGGGACCUACCUCUCAUGAAUGGUAUCAAAGAAGUCAUAAAAUCUGUUGGAGUUUUGGACUCUGGCAGCCCUGAUUACCAUGAGGCUUUGUGCAGCCUUUCUACUCGCCUCAAGUCAUUGCAGGGGCAAUGCAAACAACAUUUUGCAGAAGAGGAGGUGGAAUUACUUCCACUAAUGAAGGCAUUGGAGUUGAGCAAAGAGCAAGAAGUGAGUGCACUUGAGCAGUGUUUUGAAGUGAUGCAAGGAACACAAAAUCGGUUGUUGAAGUUUUUUCUUGAAGGUCUCCCUCCUCAUGAUGCUAUGAAGUACUUGGACUUGAUCAGCAAGUGUAGGGACAAAGAAAAAAUGGAAUCUAUUCUCCAGAAGAUAGUUAAGUGAGAGAGAUCUAGUUAAUGGGUUCAAUCAUUGUGCACACAUGGAUGAACAGCCAGGCUUGCUUUGUCAAUAGAUGCAAAAUUGUUUUUUUUUUUUUUUUGUGUGUCAGUUCUUCUAAAGGAAGUUAAGUACCCAGCAUAUGUGUAGUGUUUCUUCAUAUUUCUGCUUUUGUCAUCUGGGACAUUCUUCUUGAACAUGUGUCAGUCUGACCUUUUGAUUACGGAAGCAGAAAACUUGGAUAGGAUUUGGAAAAGCAGGGCGUUCUCUUUUUCUUUUUCUUUUUUCCUUUUCCCUUUUUCCCUUUUUCUCAUGAUAGUUUGGAUAAGGUUGUCUUGAACAUGUUCAUAAAUAAUGUACAUCCAAAAUAUAUGCACCCAAAUAUAUUCAAAAGUAAGUUAAGUAUGCCAGUUUACCUGUUUUGAUUUGUAA